Molecule: messenger RNA, 1309 nt
Organism: Anastrepha ludens (Mexican fruit fly)
Lineage: Eukaryota; Metazoa; Arthropoda; Insecta; Diptera; Tephritidae
Product: annexin B10-like
Exons: 4
Coding region: 130-1089 (319 amino acids)
Cellular component (GO): cytoplasm
Molecular function (GO): calcium ion binding; calcium-dependent phospholipid binding
Source: RefSeq, a predicted model, not a curated record
GAAAUUUAGUCGUUUUGUGACUGUGGAGAAAUAAACAAUUGACGAAAUAUUUACGUAUUUUGCAUACCUUAAAUAACAAUAAAUAUCUAUAUAAAUAUUUAUUAAUACAAACUCAUUCCAAUUUGUACAAUGGAUUAUACACCAACUCCCACUGUAGUUCCCGCUGCCCCAUUCGAUGCCUCCGCAGAUGCACAGGCGUUACGAGCCGCCAUGAAAGGUUUCGGAACGGAUGAGGAGGAAAUCAUCAAUUUACUCACUGCUCGUUCGAAUGCACAGAGACAACAAAUUAAGGCACGGUUUGAAACAGAAUUCGGGCGUGACUUAAUCGAUGACUUGAAGAGUGAAUUGGGUGGUAAAUUUGAAGACGUCAUUGUUGCUUUAAUGACGCCGCCCGUUGAGUAUUUAUGUAAGCAGCUGCAUGAGGCAAUGGCCGGCAUGGGUACAGAUGAGACAGCACUUGUCGAAAUACUUUGCACAAAAACCAACGAGGAAAUGCGGGAAAUUGUGGCAGCUUAUGAAGCAAAAUACGAUCGCCCCUUGGCGGAGCAAAUGUGUGGUGAAACGUCGGGCUUCUUUCGACGUCUGUUGACAUUGAUUGUGACAGGCGUUCGUGAUCCGGUGGGUACUGUGGAUCCAAAUAAAGCGCGCGAGGAUGCAGAAGCGCUUUAUGCGGCGGGUGAAGCAAAGCUCGGCACCGACGAGGAGGUCUUCAAUCGCAUUAUGACACAUAGCAGUUUCGCGCAAUUACGGCUCAUCUUCGACGAAUACAAAGAACUCUCGGGUCAGACUAUUGAACAAGCGAUCAAGCAUGAAAUGGAUGGAGGGCUGCACGAUGCAAUGAUUGCAAUUGUUGAAUGCGUACAAUCACCGGCCGCCUUUUUCGCCAAUCGCCUUUUCCAAGCCAUGGAUGGUGCCGGUACAAAUGAUGCUACUCUCAUUCGCAUAAUUGUCAGUCGUUCUGAAAUUGAUUUGGGUACCAUUAAAGAUGAGUUUGAGCGCAUUUACAAUCGUACCUUGUACAGUGCCGUUGUGUCGGAGACUUCUGGCGACUACAAAAAUGCCUUGACUGCGCUGCUGGGUGGAGCUUAAGUGGCGUUGAUAUUUCCUUAACUGCUCCGAUACAAACCGUUUGAUGUGUUUUUAGUCAAUAGAUUUUUAUGCAAUAUUAACAACGCACGUGCAUGGUAACUUAUACAAGUAUUGUGGACGCUUAAUAUAUUUAUUAAUGUAGACAAACUUGACACUUAAAACCAUAAACUAGUAAAGUUGUAAUUUUUGUUGCAAAUAAAGGCAUUUUAACUUUUAUAAC